Cololabis saira (Pacific saury) is the source of this 4473-nucleotide messenger RNA. RefSeq names its product nuclear factor interleukin-3-regulated protein-like. The transcript has 2 exons. The record is from RefSeq and is a predicted model, not a curated record. Gene Ontology annotation, cellular component: nucleus. Gene Ontology annotation, molecular function: DNA binding; DNA-binding transcription factor activity. Bases 676 to 2541 code for a protein of 621 amino acids. NCBI's taxonomy places the organism in Eukaryota, Metazoa, Chordata, Actinopteri, Beloniformes, Belonidae. Gene Ontology annotation, biological process: regulation of DNA-templated transcription; circadian rhythm.
GGCGAGAAGGAGAGAGAGAGAGAGAGAGAGAGAGCGAGAGGAGGAAAUGAGGAGAAAAAUAGAGUGAGGGAGGAAUUGGAGCAGCGUGACGUUAGGAGCGCACCACAACAAGGAUCCGCUCCAGACUCUCGCAUCUACCUGCGCACACAGAGCACAGCACAGCAGAGCUGCUGUUUUUGGAAGUGAGAGAAAGAGAGAUAGAAACACAGAGAGAGCUGACGACAUAUGGGAAAAAGCGGAUUGUGACUGAAGCAGGACGCUUUCCCUCACUGGAUUCUGUUAUUUAAUGCGAAAACGCCUUUCAUCUUGCAGUGAGCUGCAGAAGAAUCACGGAGACGGAGUAAAGCUCCCCGAGAGACCGACACGCUGAGGUAGACGGCCCGACCUACAUCCGGCUGUUGGUGUGCAGACCGAGGACACUCCUCCGCCAGCUAAACCUUGAACAUCUGACAAAAGCAAGAAUACAAAGCGAAACGGGAGGACUGAUCUGAUCCACUCAGGGUCUGUUGGAGUCUGAGCAAAGAACCCUGCAAGUGGAUAAAUGAGGGUUGCAAAUCCGGAGCUUCAGUUCUUUGUGUCUUAUUUGGACACUUGAGUCCCCUCCCCGUGUAACCACACAGGCGCAGCGCUUUCAUCACGACCUCAACUUUCCAACCUGGCUACCGCGACACCAGAAUGGAAAAUCUGAAUUCAGCACUCUCUUCCUCAGGGAAUGACUUAAACAUUGACAAUUUCGACAGUUACGAGACUGAGUCUCUGUCCUCUCACCCGGGGACGACCCCUCGCAUGGGCCGUCUCAUCAAACCCAAGCCCAACUCUUCCUGCCGGCGGAAGCGGGAGUUCAUCUCCGACGAGAAGAAGGACGCCUCCUACUGGGAGAAGCGCCGCAAGAACAACGAAGCGGCCAAGCGCUCCCGGGAGAAGCGGCGGCUCAAUGACAUGGUUUUAGAAAACCGCGUAAUAGCACUGAAUGAUGAGAAUGUGAGGCUCAAGACGGAGCUGCUCCAGCUGAAACUGCGCUUUGGCCUCAUCAGCACAGCGUCCUACAUCGAGAAGAGCCAACAGAUCGGUGUGGGUAAGAGCACAGGAAGUGGGAGCUCCUCCUCCUCCUCCUCUGCCCAGUACUACUCCAGUAGCUCUCAGGUGAUGAUGAACUCUGAUUCCUCUGAAACGGAGGGCCGCAGCGAGGGCCACAGGCAGCUGGUGAAGUAUUCCCCGCGCGGCUCCCUCUCCGACAUGUCCGACGGCUCGUCCAGGGACAGCCCGGACCCCAUGCCCUUCGAGAUCAAGCAGGAAGGCGACAGGCUGGAGAUGGACAGGCUGGAGAUGGACAUCGUCAACGGCACCACCACGCAGAUUAUGUUCAACAUCCGCAGCGGCGUGGCCCCCUUACCCACGCACCACCAUAUUCAGGAGAUGGAUGCGGUGUAUCACAGCCAGAAGCAGCAGCAGCAGCAGCAGCAGCAGCAGCAGCACUCCCUCCUCCAACCACAACCCCAUCAGGAGUCUGUUACCUCCAUCAAGGCUAAUCCCCACCCUGCCCAGAGGAGUGUCAUCCUCUACGGCUCCAGCAGCACUUCCUAUCCGGUAGAUAACGCGUCCAGGCCUCAGGAAGCGGAGCUCCAGGCCGCCUCCAAACAGAGCGGCGAGAGCGGCCAGACCUGUGUCAGCCAAGCGCCGCAGUCCAUCAGCGAGAGCUCGUCAGAGAGUCUGGCCGAGGUGACCAGGCAACUGGACAGGAAGACGUUAGACUCCCCUCCGUACGAGCUGUCGGACGGAUGCGACGACGACGCCAAAGAGAGACAGAUGUACCGAGUGUGCCAGCUUUCCCAGCACCAGCGCGAGCAGGAGCAGCAGCAGCAGCACCAGCGGGAGAGCGACUCUCCUGCAGAGUUCCUCAGCGAGCAAGUGGAGGGAGUCAGCCACUCCCAUCUGUACCAUCACCUCUCACAGCUUCAUCAUUCAUACCUCAGCACACAAGACGAGGAGCCCCCCGUGCUCAGCUACGAAGGCGGGCCAAGAACUGAUGCUUAUUACCGAAGCCAGUCCACCUCUUACAGCAAGGACACGACUUCUAGCGAGGGCGACAAAGAUGUCUCCACGGACGAAGAGGAAUCCCCCUCUUUGUCCUGCUCGGACAUGGGCGGCUCCCAGAACCAGCAUCUGUCCAGCGUUCUCCACCCGGCCUCCUCCAUGUCCCAGUACUCCGGCUGCCCGCAGGGCCAGGGCUGGGAUCCUCAGGGGGAGGUGCGGGGGACGGCACUGCCCCACAAACUGAGACUCAAACACAGAGCCAUGAGCACGGGGAGCAGCGGCGGCAGCAGCGGCGGCAACUGCUCCGGCCAGGAGUCCCCGACUUCCCCUCCGUCUGCGACGCCGCCUCCCUUCCCCCAGCACCCGUACCUGUCCCUCCCGAUCACACAGAACAUUUCACGGGAGAGCCCGAGCACGGUCUGCAGACAGGAGGUGUCGGGGGUCGGGGCAAGGACGGUAAGCACGAAAAAAGACAAUGGUGGACGACGAAUCAAGAGGCGAGAUUAGGUGAAAUUCACUUAAGAACUUAAGGACACAACGUCUCCUCUAAGAACUACCCUACCGCCAUGCCUUCGCCCUACAACAGACUGUCCUCCUCAAGCCCCGGGCGCAGGGCUGGACGUAUCGUAGGACUGUAUCAUACGUGUAUAUAUUGUACAGUUUUGUCAUUUCGUACAUCCUCUCCAUACUUACAGAAGCACUUUUGUUUAUGUGAUGAGAGGAGGGAUGGAACGCCAGGUUUUUUAUACUUUUGUCAUUCAACACAGUACAAGAGAGUGCGUCAGUGAAAGAAAGCACAUUUUGAUAAUUCAGAAAAAGGAAUGUAGAAGUAAUUUGGUACAUAUCCAGCUGUAGAUAUGGCUCUCUGCCUUAACUAAAAAUCAAAUGCAAACGUAAACCGGGGACUGCCCCUCGACCAAAGAAGCACCAAUACUACCAACACUACACACAUUGAGUUCCAUACCUCUUCCCAGACCCUACCUCUCCCAGCCCGUACUCUCCCCCGCCAUCUUUUUCAUGACAAAAAUUCACCAUCAUCUUUAUUUUUCAAGGACUUGUUUUGUAUAUAACUGUGAUAUAUGUAUCUACUAUAAACAUAUAUUUUGGAAAGAAGUUUGGAUACAAAUUCAACAAAACUCCACUUCCCUGCAGUUAUGUAGCAAUCUGCCGUUGCUACAGAACCCAUUAAAACGAAAACGUCUCUCUUGAUUGUUAAUAUUUGGUAUUGUUUUGUUAAUUGGUACCCUGUUUACACAGAAACGGUCGUCCACUUUGGACUGCCAGCAGCACUGAAUGGAGAACGCGUUGUCUGUUCCCUGAGGCCGUUGGUCUCAUUAAAAACGUUUGGAUUUAUAAACCUUUAACAAGCCUUUAAAUAUUUGGUGGAAUUCACCAGCUGCAGGCUGUGAGCCUCGAGUUUAUUUGAGCUUUAUCAAUCACCCUGUGUCGUUGUUACCAUUCAGUAGUUCAAUGUAUUUAUUUCCCUACCCUUUAACUUACCCAUCCUUGUAUAAAAAGAAGAUGAUGAUGAAGAAAAAAAAAAGGCCCAAGGGAACAUAGAUGGGGAAUGUGUACAGACCUUUUUCAGUACGUGUUGCAGCCUGGAGGGUCAACUUUCAUGUUGUCAUGGGAUGUUUGGGAUGAAUGUAGUCCCAUUUAUGUACACACACUACAGUGCACUGAGUUCACGAGGGGUUUUCAUGCGUGAAGGCCGAGGCAAGGAGCCCUGCAUAGCUACUGUUUAUCUUCAUUUCAGUGAAACCUGGUUUUUGUAGUGUGACCAAACAUGAGGAAUUGGAUAUUUGAGUUUAAACACAGCAAAUUUGCCGACCCUCCAACAGGAGCCGGAGGUAAACUUCUUAAUCCCGAGCUUCCCUUGUUUCUCACGUGCCUUCAUUUUUGCUUUUCAUGGGUCAUUCAUCCCUUUUUCUCAUAGUAGUCGAUGAAUUGCCUUCACUGGAUUAUAGUUUUAAUGUCUACGUACCAUUAUCUGGCUUUUUGGUGCUUGUGUAUAAAUGUAAAGUUUCACAAACACUGUAAUGUUUAUUUUUCAUUGUUUUAUAUGUUCUUUUUUAGUCUAGAUGAUGUUUUGUUUUCCUCUAUGCUGUGUCUUUUCUCCCACUGACUGUGAUGACAUAUAUUAGCCUCAUUCCCGCGUCCCCCUCUCCCCACCUUCUCAGUGUGUAUUAAUCGGAAAUAUUUGUGGUUUUUCUGAUGGUUUUUGAAAAUGGAAAAGAAAAAAAAAAACACAAAAAAAAAAACUGUCAAUGAUGGUGUGCUGUUCAGAGGUGGGUGGUGGUUGGUCUGGUUGCUCAUUGCCAUCGCUUCCUUUUGACAUGAAUAUGUAUGUAAAGACACUAAUGUUCAUUGUGGAAGAUUGGAGCAAGGAAAAUAAAGAAAAAAACCAACAUAACAUGUUGGUCUGAACAUAUCAAGAAA